AGAGAGAGAGAGAGAGAGAGAGAGAGAGCGCAACGUGUAGAGAAGUGAACCUAAACAGAACAAAACCUACAGUCCCCAUUCCCACUCUGAUUCGUACACUCUCUCUUCACUCCAGUUUUACCGGCGUAUAUUCCGGCCAAACUCCGGCCAAUCCGAACUAUACAUGAAUAAUGAUGAUCGGAAGAGAAUGAGGAGGUGAACGGUUGGCGCGCGGUCAAAUUCGACAUGUCAUUUUCGUGCUCAUCGGAUUGCUUCUCCGACCUUCUCUCCGGCGAGGCCUCCAAUAAUAUUAUCCUCUCCGCCGGAGGAGACUACUCGCCUGAAUAUUCAUCGGACCUCGAAUCCCGGCCGCCGGACGUGGAGGAAGCCAUUGCCGGACUUUUAGAAGACGAGAGAGAUCUGUUCCGAAUCAGUAGUUCUCGCUCCGAUCAUCAUCAACGCCGGCCGAUCGACGCGUCUGUAAGAACGGAAUCUGUUGCAUGGAUUCUCAAGGUGCAACGAUAUUACGGUUUUCAGCCACUAACAGCGUAUCUCUCCGUCAACUACUUUGAUCGUUUCCUUCACUCACAUCACUUGCCUACAAUAAAUGGAUGGCCACUGCAACUAUUAUCCGUAGCAUGCUUGUCUUUGGCUGCUAAAAUGGAGGAGCCCCUUGUUCCUCUUCUUUUCAAUCUUCAAGUUGAAGAUGCAAAAUUUAUUUUUGAAGCAAGAACUAUCCAAAGAAUGGAACUUCUUGUUCUAAGAGUCUUGGACUGGAAACUACGUUCGAUUACUCCAUUUUGUUAUCUCAGAUUCUUCGCGCACAAAAUUGAUCCAACCGGAAAUUAUACGGAUUUCAUUUCAUCAAGGGCAACUGAAAUUAUUCUCUCAACCAAUCAAGAGAGAAGCUUCCUUGAGUGUAGGCCAUCUUGCUUAGCUGCUGCUGUAAUAAUUUGUGCAGCAAAUUAUCUGCCAAAGUUUUCUUCCAUUACUGCUGGUCAACAUACUGAGUCAUGGUGUGAUGGACUAAUAAACAAAGAUGAAAUUAUGAGUUGCCACGAAUUGAUUCAACGAAUCACGUUCAAUAAUAUCUGGGCGAAAAGUUUCGCCACAGCUCCGAAUCAUGUAUUGUGAAGAUUAUCAGAAAUUUAUAUUGCAUGAGUAAAAAAUGCAGAUAAUUAAUAGCAUUAUAUAUAUACGUCUGCAUGUUUGUCAAUAAUUUUGUAUGAUUCUUAUUUUAUUUAUUUAUUUAUUUGUAAUUUGUUUUUUUAAUAAAAUCAAGCAUCAAUAAAUUUAUCCGACCCCAUAUUCCCGGGGGUCUGCACAAAUGCAUGUGAAUUGUACAAUUGAAGAAUUUGUAGCCUUGCCAUUUGUUUUUAUUUAAAUAAUAUUGAAUAUUCAAAAAAAAACUUCUAAUUAUUUAUUAAAUAAUUACAAUAUUGGCCCCUCAGGCAAUAAAAGACUCGUUUAAUUAAUUAAUUAAUUAAUUAAUUAAUCAGUAAGCUGACCCCAUUAACUGUCUCGUCUUCACUAGAUUUCAGACACACAAAACUAACGUUUCCAAGUUUGCAUCAUUAAUUAUUAAGGCCAUGUUUGGUCGGUCCAUGUACUGAACUUCUGAAUAGUUGGACCGGUACACAGAGAUAACUGGCCUCUUGCUGCAGAUGCCAAACAUUGACUACACAGUUGCAUUAUGAAUUAUGUAUGCCCCAUUCAAUUAUUUUACCUAAGUACACAUUCACAUACGUACGUAACGACUUAUAGUACACUUUAGGUUUAGUACCACCAAUUUGUGCACAUUUUUUUUGCUGUUUUAUCACUGUAUGAAA
Erythranthe guttata (spotted monkey flower) is the source of this 1808-nucleotide messenger RNA. RefSeq names its product cyclin-D1-1. The record is from RefSeq and is a predicted model, not a curated record. NCBI's taxonomy places the organism in Eukaryota, Viridiplantae, Streptophyta, Magnoliopsida, Lamiales, Phrymaceae.